Molecule: messenger RNA, 942 nt
Organism: Callithrix jacchus (white-tufted-ear marmoset)
Lineage: Eukaryota; Metazoa; Chordata; Mammalia; Primates; Cebidae
Source: RefSeq, a predicted model, not a curated record
AUGCUUUUCUGUCAAAGGACACCAAGAAGACACUGGCUACUAACACUGUCACAGCAGGGAGGUGCAGUGUCAACAGGGCUCAAAGGCUGGAGGCGUCAUAAAGGGCGGGUGUGCCACGGGGGAGGAACUGAGGGGAAUGGCUGUCCUUGUGACCAGCCACCUGGAUUCUGUUACCUGACGUUGUCUGGAGGAGAAGCAAACCGUCUAACAGGAGGCAGCGAUGCAAGUUGUAGGAAGGUGCCCACCGAAUUGUGGCUUGCACAGGCAACAGAGCCCUGGCGCGAGGGCUGGCUGGGGACAGCGAAGCGAGGGACGCAGCUUUGUGGCCCCGCGUGCCUGCCAGUGUCGUCCCGGAGGCGGGGCCGCGCUCUAAACCCACAGGGCUGGGCGGGGCUGAAGAUAGGUUUCCAGACCAAUGUGAGGGGCUGCUCCCAGCAGGCGGUUUGGCCCCGGCAGCAGCUUAGCAUCUGGGCCACACCACGCGGGCUCCCAGCGCUGUCCACCGCCCCUCCAGGAACGCGCUGGCCUCUUCUGCUGCGUGUGGAAACAAGGGAAACCCGGCCUCAAAGACUCUCAUGGGAGAACACUUGCCAGCUAAUGGCCAGGACACGGCCCCCUCCAACACCUCCUGCCCCUCCGCUGUUGAACUUCACACCCAAGUUUAUGUCACUGCUCCGUGCCCAGGACCUCGGAUGGCACCAGCUGACAGUGGCAUCCCAUCUCUACAAUUUGAGGUUUCACCCAUAUUCACAAAGGACCAGGGGGUGCAGGACCUCCAACCCAGGCAUCCAUGUAGAUUAUCCAUUCUUAGAUUGUGUGAUAGCAUCAAAAAAGGAUGAAGACAGGGAGCUUUGCUCCAAUUGGCCCAGCUUGAUCCUGCACCUGGCCUGGGCCUCUCCAGAUGCCAGUGCUCAGUCCCACCACUGUGCUCCUGUGGGCUAG